GACUAAUCCUUCACGUGUUCAUCCUCUUUCGCAAGUGCCAGCCAUCUUGGAAGUCGUGGUCAGCUGUACCAGCUCCGAGUGCAACAUGACGGUCCCCAACACGCUCACCCCGCAGAACAUGGACAGUGUGGAGCCUGUCUGGUUUGACCGCUUCCGUGUGGAGGAGGCGGAGUACAGGUACCAGCAACACCUCGCUGACCAGCACUCCGGACUCGUGGUCAAGGAGGGCACCAGUAGCAUUCUAAAUGAGAUUGCACGGGCACGCCAGAACAUUCAAAACUCCCUCAGUUUUCCUGGUGAGGGACUCCAGGUGGGCACCAGUGUGGGAGGUACCGAGGUUUUCGCCCGACUCUCAACUCUGGAACAGGAAAACAAGGAUCUAAGGAAAAUAACGAAUGAUCUGAAGGCACUUGUGUUAAAACUGGAGUCCCGGGUGGUCUCACUGGAGAGGGGCGGUGCCGCUCCGACCAACUCACCUGCCAAACCAGUCCAGAAGGAGGAGGAGGAUGAGGAUGAUGAUGAUGAUGAUGAUGACAUUGACCUGUUUGGCAGUGAUGAUGAGGCAGAUGCAGCAGCAGAGAAACUUAAACAAGAAAGACUCAAGGCCUACCAGGAGAAGAAGUCUAAAAAGCCAGCUCUCAUAGCGAAGUCCAUGAUUGUUCUUGAUGUCAAACCGUGGGACGAUGAAACAGACAUGUCUGAGGUGGAGAAGAGUGUUCGGUCAAUAGCAACAGACGGGCUCGUAUGGGGACAAUCCAAACUGGUUCCCCUGGCCUAUGGCAUUAAGAAGCUUCAGAUCAGCUGUGUUGUAGAAGACGACAAAGUUGGAACAGACUUCCUGGAGGAGAAGAUCACAGAGUUUGAAGACUAUGUCCAAAGUGUCGACAUCGCUGCAUUCAACAAGCUGUAAACAGGACCCCCCGCACACGACAACAAACCAUCUCCAAAGAAAACAACAACAACCGCUCUAAACAAUAAAGGAAGAAAACAACUGAGAGCCUUUAGUUUUUUUGGCCCAAUUAAUUUUCCUUCUAUUUCCAAAUUUCAGUCCUUCAAAUGGCCAUAUAUGUUUUUUUUUCUCAUGAAAUAUAAACAGGUCAUUUGGAAGACUAUGGAAUAUGAAUGUGAAAAUUACAAGAAAACACCAACAAAAAUGUCAACAGCAACAAAAAUGGACUAGUUUCGCUGACAGUGCCAUUAGUAAAAUGACUAUCGCAGCUACAGUUUUUCAACAAAUAUGUGAUACAUAAAUAAUGGCACAAGUUCCUCUGGUAUACUGAUCUAAUACAUGACCGUAUAGACCUUCUGUUUCCUUCUUGUACUUGGCCAACACUUUCUGAUGUUUGUUGCUGACCAUCGACAUUAAACGUACCACCAACUGCUGCA
Molecule: messenger RNA, 1386 nt
Organism: Branchiostoma belcheri (Belcher's lancelet)
Lineage: Eukaryota; Metazoa; Chordata; Leptocardii; Amphioxiformes; Branchiostomatidae
Product: elongation factor 1-delta-like
Exons: 11
Coding region: 86-910 (274 amino acids)
Biological process (GO): translational elongation
Cellular component (GO): eukaryotic translation elongation factor 1 complex; cytosol
Molecular function (GO): translation elongation factor activity; guanyl-nucleotide exchange factor activity
Source: RefSeq, a predicted model, not a curated record